Molecule: messenger RNA, 1851 nt
Organism: Penicillium oxalicum
Lineage: Eukaryota; Fungi; Ascomycota; Eurotiomycetes; Eurotiales; Aspergillaceae
Product: Zn(II)2Cys6 transcription factor
Exons: 7
Coding region: 1-1851 (616 amino acids)
Biological process (GO): DNA-templated transcription; regulation of DNA-templated transcription
Molecular function (GO): DNA-binding transcription factor activity, RNA polymerase II-specific; zinc ion binding; DNA binding
Source: RefSeq, a predicted model, not a curated record
AUGGUCACAAGCGCAAAAGAACAUCUCUCGCGGUUGGUCAUGAUCUUGCGCUUAAUCUUGGCAGGAUUUUCUGACGCCGUCCCCAGUGUGACCCCUGUCGGUAUCGCAAAGUGUGACGGUCGUCGUCCUUGCACCACCUGUAGCCAAGUUGGCACAGAGUGUAUCUAUGGAUCUGAGGCUGUCAACAAAAGCAAAAGUGACCUGAUUCUGGAUGUUGCUAUUCGGUCUGAAAACCUGUUGCAGGAGCUAAGCGCUCAACUGUCUCAAACUCGAGCAAAUCCGCGAAGUCCAAGUCUGGUACGCAGCGCAAUAUCGCCUCAAACUGGAGUCUCGCCUAGCGCUGCCAGCAACAUUCAUCGUGGGAAUAGUCAAACUGACCACAUCUCUAAUGCAACGCUCUCUCCGUUUCAUGCAUCAACCACCGAGCAUAUUCUGUCAUGGCCGCAGUUCAUCGAAUUUGGGAGUCUCAUCCAAGGCAAAGGACUUUCGGUAUUUCACUUGGAGCAAAGUCGGCUACCUCACCCACAGCGACCAAAUACUGUGCUACCUUUCGUGUCGCAAGAAGAAGUGGAGCGCCUUGUACAAAGCUUCGAACGUGGCAUCAAUUUCUGGUACCCCACGAUGGCCCGUCAUGUGACAGAGGACAUACGGAGCCGUUUAGUAGCGGCCAAAUUUGAUGAAGAUACGUAUUCGUGUCUAUCAUUUCUGGUGAUGGCUUUGGGUUGCGCUGGUGAGCUCGUUGGGUCCUUAUCUUAUCCCGGAGUGCGGCAGCCGGAUCAGACCAACCAGCAGAAUCAAUGGCGGCUGUUGGCCGACAUCUAUUUUGACUGCGCGUUCAAAAAGAUUCACAUAGCCCAGGCUGAAUUUUCCGCGGAGGCUGUCCAAUGCUUAUUCUUCACGGGACUGUACUUCUCCUAUCUGCAGCGACCACUUCAAGCCUGGUCUUUCAUAAGUUCAGCUGCAACGAAAUGCCGAUUACUCCUAUCAUACGAGUCCCCAGACAAAAGUCCAGAGCAAAUGGAAAGCCUUCGCCGCAUCUUCUGGUCAUGUUAUAUUCUCGAGAGUGACUUUCUCGCUGAGUUGGCUGGCCUUCCGCAGACAGGCAUUGCAGACAUUGAAUCCUCGGUUCCUCUCCCUGGAACUUAUUCUACGCAGGAUUCGAAGGUUGACCAAGAGCAAUCGUCUCUUUACUUUCUUGCUUGCAUUUCUAUGCGACGCCUCCUCAACCGCGUCCACGAUCUUCUGUACGCUCGUGGGGCCGGUGUGGGAUUUGAUACCAGUCAAUUUCCCUCUGUCGUCUCCGAAUUGGCCUUUCAAUUGGACGAAUGGAAGGAGCUUCUGCCAUAUCCGUUCCAAUUUUCCGUCAAUCUAGAGCCCACGCGCACCGAAGAAGGCGCGUUUCUGCGGCAACGAUACCUGACUUGCAAGAGUGUUAUUUACCGUCCGUACCUGACAUGGGCACUGUCCAACGGUGAGAAUAUCGAAGGAUGCCCCCCUAUAGUGAUGGAAGGGUCCCGACUAUGUCUUCAAUCUUGCUGGAUGCACGCGCAAAAUCUGCGUGGAUUGCGUCAUACAAUUAUGGUCGACACGUGGAUCUGUUCGCUCUCAAUGGCAUCGGUGAUCCUCAUCACAUUGGCCGCAUCAAGGGUGCGCGCUCUUCGUCCGUUGAUCACACCCGAAAUCGUCGAGAUCGGAUCUCAUCUUAGUCAGCUGCUCACUCAGUGGACGUGCAUACCAGGUGGACCAAAAUCUCCCAGCGUAAAUCAGAGCAUCGAUCUGAUCGAGAAUGUCUCUAAACUCCUCCAAUUCACAUUGAGAGACAGGGCGAAUGGAGACCACCGGGGCAGCUAA